Messenger RNA from Trichoderma aggressivum f. europaeum, 2442 nucleotides. RefSeq lists its product as uncharacterized. Lineage: Eukaryota; Fungi; Ascomycota; Sordariomycetes; Hypocreales; Hypocreaceae. Gene Ontology annotation, cellular component: anaphase-promoting complex. The record is from RefSeq and is a predicted model, not a curated record. Gene Ontology annotation, molecular function: protein binding. The transcript is spliced from 3 exons. The coding region runs from base 1 to 2442 and encodes 813 amino acids. Gene Ontology annotation, biological process: anaphase-promoting complex-dependent catabolic process; positive regulation of mitotic metaphase/anaphase transition; protein K11-linked ubiquitination.
AUGUCACGAUAUCUCACGCCGGCCAAGAUCGGCCUUCUUGUCCUCAUUCAGCUUUACGUUAAGGAACAGAUACCCAGCGAUGCUGUCGUGCCUAUCCUGUCGUUCAUUGCGUCUCAUAUGAUAGGCUACGAUCCCAACGGUCCUUCUACAAGCCAAGCGACGAGAUGGACAAAAGCUGAACGCGCCGUCAGUCUGGUCGUCUCGGUUAAAGACUUUGAAAAGCUUCUCAGCAGUUAUCCAUUUUUGACGGGCUUGCCCGGGAAGAAACUAUGGGACCAUUUCCUCAAUAAUCUGUGGGGGAUUGAUUCGCUUCAUGCACUUGAACAUUUCUUCGAAAAUCUAGCGUCCAUGUUUCCCAAGUCAAAAGAGGAGCUUCGAAAAGAAGGCCUAGAUCCUGACGAACCCGAGGCAGACGUCAAGCUCUCUCACAACUCUCCUCUCGGUGCUUUAGUCCGCAGAGCCCGCCUCGAAUACCAACGCCUUCCGUUCCAUGAAUGUACCGAGCUAUGGAAGGACUUUGUCCGCUAUCGACAGCCAACAUCUCACUACCAGAAGCGGAAGAAUCCGGAAUUUGGCAGAUACAGCUUCGACAAUGUGCUGCUGCGUGGCGAGCUGGAGGAUUGGGAUGUCGACAAGGUUGCGAGGUUGGCAUCAGUAGUGUACGGGGACAUGUUGGCGGGUGAUCGCACCGGAACACUCCCCGUCAGCUUAGAAGACGUUGAAAAUCUACUAGACUUUCAAAUUGAGCAGAUGCAGAAGUACGGCAACAGAAUACCUCUGGAGAUUCGACACCAAUUUCACGACCUCCUCAACGAUAUCUUCCUAAUCCCAAGUGUUACACACUACAUCACCUUCCUCGAUGCUUGGAGAGCUGGAGACUAUCCAACUGCAUUCGAAUUUCUACACCGUUAUUUCGACUACACAAUGCAGCAUCGCGACCGUCUCUUUUACCAGUACGCUCUGAUGAAUUUGGCUGUUUUGCAAGCCGACUUUGGCUGUUAUAAGGAAGCCAUGACGGCGAUGCUUGAGACAGUAACCACGGCGAGAGAAAACCGAGAUAUGACUUGCCUCAACUUCUCCCUGAAUUGGUUAUUCCAUUUUGGACAGGCACAUCCAGAUCUCAUCCGUGGUCUACAGUCAGACAACCUGCUCGGCACGGGAAAAGAAACACUCACCUUCCUCCGGGUCAAGGCCAGGGAAGCUGGGAUGUGGACCCUCUGGAGUUCUGUGCUGUUGAGCGAGGCAAAACUCUGCCUCAUCAAUGGCGACAGCAUCGCAACCUCUCUUGAACACAUGGUAAGAAGCUCCCAAAUUAUCGUGGAAAAGAAUAUGAAGGGCAUGUUUGGGGCGCACCUUGGCUUGUACUCGUCUCUCUGGAGCAGGCUUGGCUUGGGUCAUCUGGCCGCUGUCUCGUGUGAGACCUUUUUACGUUGUCACACCUACCAUUCCAUGUUCGAUGACGAACUCAAGAUACUUAGCCGGUUUUCGCUCGCACUUAUGGACCAGGGGAAAUAUCGCGAGGCCAUGGAAGUUCUCGACAACGUCGACGAAAACUCGUUGCGCUCAUGGAAGCCUAACCAGUACUGGUAUAAAUACAGGGGGAUUAUACGACUCAAAAGGGACUUGCAUCACGAAAACUUGGAUGGAGCGGAGCAGCUCUUGGACCAGUUUCUCCAAUCCAAGGGCGAUGACUUCGAACCUGACUUGGCCUUCGUGAUUGACACUGCACAUAUAGACUACUUGAUACGCCGUGGAGACCUGUCAUCAGCCUCUGAAAAAGUAGGCAGGAUGAUAUCGGAGCUUCAGGAUGAGAAUAGGGACAUAUGCCUGCGCGUCAAGGCGCUCCUUAUCAAGGUUUCGCUUUUGGAUCGAUGUGGACGGCCUCAGCGUGCAUUCUCAAUUGCUCUCCGAGCGGCAAACUUGUGUUUGCGGGCGCGACUGAUGUCUCUGCUCUGGGUGUCAAUCGGCGCAAUAUCCAAUAUACUGGUAUCCAUGGGCGAGUUCGAAGCCGCCGCACAGCUUCUCACCGCUGUGUUGCCGCGCAGUCUGGAAUGCGAGUCUCCAGCCCUCACAGCCAAACUGUAUGCAUACCUCGCGGAUGCCAAUAUGGGAUUAGCAGGCCAGUCCGAAGGCGAAACCAGGGCUGGUGAAGAUGGAGAGGUCCUAAAACGGGACCGGGAAAGAAGAGGAAGUGAGACAAUGAAAGCAGCUAUCCAACGACGCGAUGAGUAUCUGAAUAGAGCGGCGAUGGCGGUCCAAAAGGCAUUUGACGAGUACUCCAGCAUCGAAGACAUCGCCAACCAAUGCGAGAUGAUGGCGAAGAAGGCGGUAAUCAUGAAAGUAUUAGGGGAUAUGGCCUUGGCUGCAGAUUACGCCGCAGCAUACGUUGGCCUCAAGAAGAAGGCCGAGUCACUGAGUUUACAGAGGGGGGAAACUGGAUAA